Messenger RNA from Hyaloscypha bicolor E, 1869 nucleotides. RefSeq lists its product as uncharacterized. The transcript has a single exon. Bases 1 to 1869 code for a protein of 622 amino acids. Lineage: Eukaryota; Fungi; Ascomycota; Leotiomycetes; Helotiales; Hyaloscyphaceae. The record is from RefSeq and is a predicted model, not a curated record.
AUGUCUCAACAAAACCGGUCUUCCAGUCGCGAUGUUCCUGCUUCCGCAGGUCCAUCUCUCGAAGGCGACGAUAAUCCCCAAGAACGAGGUUCUUUACCUACCACGCCAGAACGUCCUACACGUACUCCAGCAGCGUCACGGAUACAAGAAGAAGAAGGAGAAGAAGAAGAUUCUAGCUACGUGCAAGCUCCUCGAGGAAUGCCAGUCCAUCCUGGACAAGUGGAGCGCCGACCACCGUCCGACUUACAAAGAAGCAUGAUCCAGGAGCCUCUUCAAUCGACCAUUGCUAGACAGCAGGAUCCAGCUAACCGCCUUCUUGCUACUGUCAGCUCCAAUUGUCUCCAUGGCAGAGAUCAUGAGAUGGGGAUGUUUUGCCACGAGUGUAGAGGUAUCCAAAUGCCUUGGGGAACAUCGUUGCCUCAAGUUAGAGAUGACCUUGGCGAAGAUCUCCGUAGAGGCCCGAACGGAUCAAUCUUCCAAGGUGUCCAACUCCAAAAUUUCAAUGCCAUCGCCACGCUCUCAGCGCGUGCAUAUCUCGAGUUGACCCACCAGUCGGCAAUGUCAAUUGACGGGUUCAACGGCUUCGAGGCGAGAUAUAAAGCAGCUUCAAAUGCUGGACGCCUGGUUGCACGCCUCAUUGACUCUCUCCGAAGGGUAGCAACAAAUCUCGAACGAGUUCCAGCCUUCUACGAUAUUAUUCAUCAAGCUUUGCUGGAGCCCGAUCUGAGUUACGAGAACCACCGAGAAAAUAUCCUCCGGAUCAUCGAGACGGAUGAAGAGAACGAACGACCACAUGGCCAUGACAACGCGGCUCGAGGAGCGAGAGGAGAAGGCUUGGGAGGAAUUGAUUCUCGGCACGGACGGAGACAAUCGCAAGCCUCUGCUUCCAGCGGUAACCUGGAAAUCGGACCAGGAGGUACCACUUCUGCGCCCUCGGGAUCAAGCUCUUCUCCGACAGACAACUCAGAAGAGCUGAUCUUCGAGCCGAUGCGAGAUAUAUCAGGACCUCAGUCCCAUCGACCACCGAAGCGGGGUGAUUGGGAAUUCGUUCAAGGAACUGAUUUGAGCGACGCUGUUUUGGGACAGCCUGAUCCAUCCAAAUAUUUCCUCGUUCGACAGAUGCAUUCGAAUCCCGCGGAGAAAGAUGUUCGCCAGUAUCCAGGCUGGGCAAAAAUGGACUGGAACGACCCCACGCAUAUUACCGAUCUGAAUAGAGCAAGAAGACAGAUCCGAAUGCGAACAAGCGGAGCAAUUGCUGAGCCUCGCCUCCCCUGGACCAAACUGGAAAAAGAUGUCCUGAAGCGUCUUGUGCAAAACGCAAUCAAUGCUGGCCAAAAACGAACAACUAUCGAUUGGGAAGCCAUCUCUUCUAAUAUGUCCAAGCACUUUGACAGCCUCGUGCAGAAGGAGGGAGAGCCUCUUGCACAGACGACGACAGUCGUCGGGGGCAUAGAACAGGCACCGAAAUACAAGAGGGCGCCAAAGUUGAAGACCCAACGAACGGGCUCACAGCAACGAGGUGCUAAAGCCCUUGCAAACCAAGCAGAGAAGUACGGUGACAUCUGGAUCAUGCUGAACAAUACGCAGCCAAGAAAGGACCGCAAGAAGAAGCGGACAGCUGGUGGUAGCAACAAGCAGGAUAGUGAAUCACCUGAGUAUCAGGAUGAGGACGUAGCUGAGGACGUCGACUCCGACGAUGAACCAAUCCAACCAAAACCAAAGCGGGUCAAGGGUCCUAAGGACAUGCCGGAUCGUGGUCCGAAGAAACCUCCUGGCCCCCCUCCUCCUGGUGGCGCUGGUGGUCUUGCAGGACCCAUGGGAAAGAGCCGGAGCAUUGCGCCAACACGAACUCCCAUGGCGGCUCGAUAA